Molecule: messenger RNA, 6293 nt
Organism: Onychostruthus taczanowskii (white-rumped snowfinch)
Lineage: Eukaryota; Metazoa; Chordata; Aves; Passeriformes; Passeridae
Product: testican-2-like
Exons: 11
Coding region: 899-2371 (490 amino acids)
Biological process (GO): DNA alkylation repair; regulation of DNA-templated transcription
Cellular component (GO): nucleus
Molecular function (GO): RNA binding; protein binding; calcium ion binding
Source: RefSeq, a predicted model, not a curated record
UUGAGUGGAACUGGCAGUGCCUCAGGAUCCGUCUGCCUGUGCAGCACAAUUCCAGCUGCCUCUUGCACGCUCUCUUCUCAGCCUUGUUUUUAAGAGGUACUGGGUUUGUCACGACACGGGAAUUAGAACUCCUCGUGUCCCUCUCUGAUAGCACAAAAGGUGUCACUUGGCCCUUAGCAGUGACAGCACUUGCUGCUCCUCCAAACACUUAUAAGCACUUCCAAAUUAUACUGCCCAUUUCAUUCAUUUCUGUUAUCGUGUUUAGUACACUUCUGCAGGUUCUGUAGCGUACACAGACAGUGUCCUUGGAAAACAUGUGAGGUUUUUUUGGAGAAAAUGGGGUUUUAAGACCUUAAAGCUCAGCUCAUUCCACCCCCUGCCAUGGCAGGGACACCUUCCACCAUCCCAGGCUGCUCCAAGCCCCAUCCAGCCUGGCCUUGGGCACUGCCAGGGCACAGUCACAGCUCCUCUGGGCAUCCUAUGCCAGAGGCUCACAGGGAAUAAUUUCUUCCCAAUAUCCCACCCAACCCUGCCCUCUGUCAGUGGGAAAGCCGUUCCCUUUGUCCAGUCCCUCUGUCUCUUGUUACUAAGUUUCCCAAGAGCACUCAAGAUUACUGUGUGCCACUCAGAAAACAGCAGCUCACAGGAGGCUGGGGGCUUACGGGCCGUGACGAAAAACGCCUGCAUAAAACAAACUUUUAUUUUUGCUACGCUACACCCAGCAACGCCUCCCUCAGCAAACCCUCAGGCUCGGCUCCCUGCUCACAAGGGAGGCGCGACGAUCGUUUGCGCUGAAACGAUGCCAGCCGGGGCUCGCAGACCCGACAGAUUCCUAAGUGUGGCUGCAGGGGGUUUAUUUUAAACAAACACAGCGGAGAGGAGGCGGCAGGUCAGGGCCAUGCCCGGGCCUGUUGCAGGAACCUCCAGCCAAGGCCUCAGGCACCUCAGCAGCCGCCAUCUUGGCUGGGGCGGGGCCCCCACGAGACCACGCCCCCAAUGCGCUCAUGGACACGCCCCCACACAGGCCACGCCUCCUCCCCGGUCCUCCCGCCCAUGGGCCCUCGGAGCCGCUUCCCGUAGGAGGAGGAGCAGGAUGGAUGUGCUGCGGCCCCCCUUGGUAAGGAUCGGGGGAAGAGUGUACCGGAAAAACCUCAUCCAAGAGCAGGUCUUCCCUCACGAGGAGGAGGAGGAGAGCUUCUAUUCAGGCCCCGGUGACUGCGCGGACGAGCCCUGCGAUGCCUUCGUGGUGGAGGAGACCGAGCGAGGCUUCCAGUGCCGGCUGGAGGUUCCCAGCCCCUUGUACAAGUACAUCAUUGGGAAGAAAGGGGAAACCAAGAAGAGGCUAGAAACAGAGACUCGAACCUCCAUCAGCAUUCCCAAGCCUGGAGUGGAAGGAGAAAUUGUGAUCACGGGGCAGCAGCGCAGCGGUGUCGUCUCUGCCCGGACGCGGAUCGACGUGCUCCUGGACAGCUUCCGCAGGAGGCAGCCCUUCACACACUUCCUGUCCUUGCCUCUCAACCAGCCUGCCAUCCAGGAGAAGUUCCUGCAGUUCAAGGAGGAGGUGCUGGAGAAGUGCUCAAAGGAUCACGGGGUCAGCAGCAGCCUGUUCCAGAACCCUGCAAAGCUUCACCUGACCAUUGGGACGCUGGUGCUCCUGAACGAACAAGAGAUCCAGAAAGCCUGUGACCUCCUGCAGCGGUGCAAAGAGGACUUUGUGGACCAAAUUACUGGAGGGCAGCCCCUGACAGUGGAGGUGGCAGGAGUGGAGUACAUGAACGAUGACCCUGCCAUGACAGAUGUCCUUUAUGCCAAAGUCCACAUGAAGGAUGGCUCAGACAGUCAGUCACUGGGGCUGCAGCUGAAGGAUGUCGUUUGUUUCUGCAGCAGUCUGUCAGGGUUGCAGAUGGUCGCUGAUCGGCUGGUGGAGCGCUUUGUGGCCUCUGGCCUGAUGCUUAAAGAAUGGGACAGGGUGAAGCUGCAUGCCACAGUCAUGAACACUCUCUUCAGGAAAGAUCCAACUGAAGAACGAAACAACACAAUGCCUGGUAAAUCAUCCUUCAAGGAGCGGGAGUCAUUUAAUGGCCAAAAUAUCCUCAAGUCCUUUUUGCCUGGUGCUGGUAUCAGUAAUCCAGCGAUGUGCAGAGGAGUCAGCGCCUUCCUGCUGUGUCUGGCCUGGGAUCUGCCGUCGUGCUGUGGCCGGAUGAUUUGGAAGGGUGAUUGUUCUCUGCUCUUCUCCAGUGCUUUCCAUCCCAAGCUGUGGACGUGUUAUGCAAACUUUAAUUCAAAUAUAUCAUCCCUUACGAGGUGGAAGAAUUUCCAGGGGAGAGCGCAGAAAGUCUGCAGACAAACAGGUUUUGUUGCUCUGUGUUGAGGCACCUCUUCAGAAACGCCGCUUAAUUUUUCUCCAUGCUUGUCAGCGGGUGCCUGGCAUUUUGUUUGUUCCUCCCCUUCCCCAGAGGGGAUAACAGCACUGUAACAUGCUGAUUUCCAACAGAAAGCUCCUGCCUUUCCAGGCCUGUUCCCUCAUUCACCGCUGCUCCCAGUGGGGACACGCUGGGGCUGUGCUGCUGGUGGGCAAGCUGGUGAGCGUUGUCACUUCGUGCAGAGCAGCUGAAGCUGCAAAGCCUCCAGCUCCUCCAAAGCCUCUGUUUAAUCUCCUGGUUGGAGCUGUCCGAGCACUGCCAUCGGCUGCCAGACCCCGAUUCCCAGCGCUGGGUUGUCUGUUAGCAGGAUCCUCCUGCACGUGCUCUACCAUGGAGGCACAGCCCAGUGGUGCUCAGGCUGUUCACACCCUUCCUGGGUGGGGUCUUGGGGUGGAUAAAUGUCUUCCACGCAGGAGAAACAGAGGAACGAUUGCAGGUGUCCCAUCCUCAGCAUGGACCACGCAGCAGGAAUGAUGGUGAGCUCAUCCACAGCCACAGGCUCCUGGAGCUAUGAGCCUCUUCCUCCCAGCCUCCCUGAAGUUGCUAAUUUCUGUGUUCAUUCCAGACAUGGAGAACUGGACCUGCCUGAGUUCCCUGCCUAGGGCAGUGGGGUUUGUGAGGCGGAUUGUCACAGGCUGGUGACAUUACAGGACACAGCGCUGAGUCACCGGGGGCAGUUUUGGGCUGUUGAUCUGUAAUAGCCCAGCCCUAAGGCAUUGCUUUCUGGGGCUGGAGUUCACAGCAGAGCUCCCUGCAGUCCAGGGAGAGGUGUGUGUGCAUAUCCAUUUUACUCCAUGGUAAAAUUGCUGCUUGUUAGUGGGAAUUUUUAAUUGCAAGGCAUUGCAGUGAGUUGUUGCUCCCUCGGCAUUUCCGAGGCUCUCAGCAGAGCUGCUUGGACUUUUUAUUAAUUCAGGAUGGGACUUUUUUUUUGGCUGACUACUGUAAACAACGUAAGGCUUUAAAAACUGAUCAAUAAUCCUGAUGGUAGUGGCAAAAUCCAGGCCAAGGCAGCGUGAAUGCAAGCCAGAGAUUACGUGAAGGAAGUUUUAAAUACCUCUGACUCCCUUCCCUUUCGUGGACUUCCUUUGUCCUCCCACUUCCCGUGCUUCUCCAGCCGAAUCCAUUAAUAUUUCUCAUGCUUGUUGAGCCCGUGACAGGUGAUUUAAAAGCCUCAGUUUGCGUUGGCACCUCCGCUCUUCAUAACCAGAGCUGAAACACAUCGCUGCUGUCCUUCUGUGGAUUAGCUGUGAUUUAUUGCUGUUGUUCCCAGGCUGGAGCACAGAGGUGCUGUCUCAUUCCAGCAGGGUUGUCUGUGGGAUGCGAGCCCCCCAAGGAGGACAGCUUGACAAACACCCGUGCUUGGGAGCACAACAUCGUUUAGGCGCCUGUUUUAACUUCUUCAUUGAGGAGCCAUCCUCCUCCUUGCCUCAGCAAAACCUACUUCACAGGCUUAAAAAGGGGAAGAAAAUGUGGCAAAGAGGCAUCCUGGGUUUGAUCUGCUGCUCUGCCUUUGAUAAGGAAGUUGUUGUGGUUUAGAGGUUGAAGUUUGUACAAGCAGUUUUGGCUCGGGUUUGCGAGGAGCGAGCGGUUUGAUGUGUGAUUCUCUCUCUCUCCCAAAACAAGUCUUCAGCCUCUUGUCUUCCUUCAGAAAAUGGUUGUGUCAUCGCAAGGGAGAUCUGCUGGGUAAUUUGUGGGUAAUCGAGGGGAACAGACCUCAGAGGAAGAAGGGUUUCCAGCAUCUGAACAGAAUUGUCUUAAAUGGGAGAAAAUGCAGUGUCAGAAAUGACAGUGGUGCUGCUGGCUUUUCCUGACUCAAGAUAAACGACUUUGGGGGGAGAAGUGGAGGAAAACUUGCUUUCUGGGAGCUACCACAGGGCUGCCUGCGUUUCAUCAUGACCUCAGUGGUGUGUCCUUGGACCCAGUCCCCAGGACAGGAGAGGGAGGGAGAGGAGCACUUGGGCCUACGGUAGUUUGCAGGCUGACCUGUGAAAUACGGGUUAUCCAUCAUCCAAUUCUCUCCUCUUGGGAACUCAUGGCUUUUGGGGAGGGCAGUGUGGCUGUAGUCUGUACCAUCCCCCACAGAUCCUGGGAUGCUGCUGCUGUCACUCUCCAGGCACCUGCUCUGUCCCCAUGGGAGAUGCAGGCAUCCUCGCUGAGCAUUGCCCAAACCUUUGGCUGUGGCUUGAAAGGCAGGGCACAUCCCUGGAGCUUUUGCUUGGAGGUGCUGGGUCUGGGGUUAAAAGUUAACAAUGCUCUUUCCUUAUUCCAUUCUAAUUCAAUUUGGGAAGGCAGCAGGGAGAUGGAGGGCACUUAGUCCUCUAAGUGCUAUUCCCUUGAUGGGAGUUAGUAGCUUGCACUGCAUGUGUGGUGUUGAUUCUGUAAGCUGACCUUUACCUCCAUCAGGUUCAUUCUCAUUUAUAAUACUUUAAAAAAAAAUCCCAGCCUCCAUCCUCUUAUUUAUUCCUUGGGCAUCGAGGGCAUAAAUCCUUUGGCAUGUUUGGAUUUAUAGAAUUACUGUGCUUUUGCUGAGCCUCGCGUCCCACUCCAAUCAAAUGACACGGCUCUGCGGGCGAUUGCGUUUCUCCUCUCCUGCCUCCCUCCUGGCUGCUCCUGAUCCACAUCUCCUCGUGUUCCCUGCAGCCUUUCCAGGGAAAGGUGGGCCCUUGGCAGCCGUAGGGAAGGACAGGAAGAGGGGUCGGCCAGUCUUGGGGUUAUCAGCGGUUGUUUCUGAAGGGCAGCAAUCUCCAGGUACCUUCUUCCCUGGUGCAGAACAAAAAAUGCUAAGUUGCUUUCCCAGGAGGCAUUUCAUCAGCUGUGCUCCAGGGCUCCUCUGAAACCAGAGCGUUUCCGUGGUGGCUGGGGAGAGGGGGGAGUUAUAAAUAUCUUUCUUGGCUCUGCUUGGCUUCUCCUCAAGAUAAAUAGAAGUGAAAGUCAAAAGCAGAGGCUUGGCUCUCUGCAAUCUCUUCUGAGUCUCCAGGGACCCGAGCGCAGGAUGCUUUUGUGAUGGGAAGCCACUUUCUGGUGUUCCAGAGGUCUUGGAGGAUUCCUGGAGUUUCAGAGGUGUUGAGGAUGAUGAUUGAGGGGCCUCUCUCCACACUGCCUGAGGCAGGUCUCAGAUGUGCAGUGAUCUCUGUGUCUGGAGUCCGGUGGCUUCCGUCAUGGGAUGCCUCAGGGAGCACAGGAACAUCGGUGAGAAGCCGGCCUGAAACAAGAGCAGAAAAAAGUGUCUGUGGUUGUCCUCUAAAUCUUGUAGCAUGUUUACUCUCAGAAAGUACAGCCACAUUACCAAAAAUCAAUAGUUCUAGCAGCAUUCCUCCCUGGGAAACACACAGCUGCUCGAACACACGGGAGGUGGUGAAUCUUAAAAAAGCCAAGGGAAUACAAAGUGCUUUAGUACAAUGGCUUUGCUGCACUUCUAGCAGUGUACAAAUGGAGGGCCUUUGACCUGGGCUUCUGGGGCUUCCCAGUCAUCCUUCUGCUGUGACAUGCCUGAGGCUGUGUGAGGCAAGAGGGGGCUCGGGGAGGGUUUGUCUCAUUAACUAACUUUUGCUUUGAAGUACAUGUGUUUACUAACAGGUUGUGGUGUGCAGCAAUAGCAUAAACAAAACUCUUCCUUUGGUUAUUUUGUGAAAAGGUUUCACUUCUGGCGCUGCUGAUGGGUCUGGCACAUCCCAGAAUUUAAUUUGUUUCCUUCGUGGAAUCCUGGAAUGGUUUGUGUUGGAAGGAACCUUAAAGUCCACCUUGAAGUCCAUUCCAUCCCUCUUGCCAUGGGCAGGGACACCUUAGAUCAGAGUGUUCUAAUCCCAUCCAGCCUGGCCUUGCAUACUUCCAGGGAUCCAGGGGCAGCCACAGCUUCUCUGGGCACCCUGU